Messenger RNA from Balearica regulorum gibbericeps (East African grey crowned-crane), 3560 nucleotides. Lineage: Eukaryota; Metazoa; Chordata; Aves; Gruiformes; Gruidae. The record is from RefSeq and is a predicted model, not a curated record.
GGAGAAGAUGUUGAUCUUCAUUUGUAUCUACCGGAUUGUCAUCCUAGUAAAUAUUCCCUGUUUAUGUUGGUGAAAGAUUGUCAGCCUAAUAAAAUAAGUCCUGAAUCUUGUGUUUCUACCGAAUGUCAAAGUGGUCCGAAAACAGGCAAACCCAAAUGGAGGAACAUUACUCAAGAAGAGGCUGGAUGGGUUGAAUGCUGGACAGUCCCGAGUGUUGUGUUUACCAUUGACUACUCAUGGCACCCAAUUUAUCCUCAAAAGGCAGAUGAGCAGUUAAAACAAUCCUUGUCGGAAAUGGAAGAAACGAUGUUAUCUGUUCUAAGGCCAUCACAGAAAACAGCCGACAGUGUGAUUUCAUCUCCCACAGCUUCAACCCGCCUUCCCCUUGACCCCUCAGAGCUGCCCCCGGAUAAGCUCCAUGUGGAACUGGAACUCUCCCCAGAUUCCCAGAUAACCCUGUAUGGACCCCUGCUCAAAGCCUUUCUGUCCAUAAAGGAAAAUUAUUUUGGAGAAGAUGACAUGUACACUGAUUUUGAAGAAGUUAUUUCAAGCCCUGUUUUGUCACUGUCAACAUCUUCAAGCUCUGGAUGGACAGCUGUUGGAGUGGAAAGUGACAAAAAAGAAAAUGAAAGUUCAGUCAAGCCAGUUCACCCUCUUACUUUACGCCCAUGGGAUAUCACUGUGCUUGUUAAUUUGUAUAAAGUGCAUGGGCGAUUACCAGUGCAUUGCAGUCCAGAUGGUCCUGAGUGCCCUACAGCUUUCUUGGAGAGGUUGUGUUUUGAGAUGAAGAAGGGAUUUAGAGAAACAAUGCUUCAACUUGUACUGUCUCCAGUGAAUUUGUUUCUGAAUGACAACUAUCAGCGACCUGCAGUGGAUGAAGUUCUUCGAGAGGGUCAUAUCAGCCUGUCAGGUCUGCAGUUGCGCGCUCAUGCAAUGUUUUCAGCAGAAGGUCUGCCUCUUGGAAGUGAUACUUUAGAAUAUGCGUGGCUGAUAGACGUACAGGCUGGAAGUCUUACAGCCAAAGUUACAGCACCACAGCUUGCGUGUCUUCUGGAAUGGGGGCAGACCUUUGUAUUUCAUGUGGUGUGCCGGGAGUUUGAACUGGAAAGGCCAAAAUCUGUAAUAAUAUGCCAGCAUGGAAUUGAUCGCCGGUUUUGUGACUCAAAGAUGAACUGUGUCCCUGGGCCAUGCCCAACAUCUGAUGACUUAAAGUACACUAUGACACGCUUAGCCAUGGAUGGAGCAGAUCUGUAUGUGGUAGAACAUGGCUGUGCCACCAAUAUAAAGAUGGGCGCUAUACGUAUUGCGAACUGCAACCUCCACAACCAGUCUGUUGGAGAAGGUAUAAGUGCUGCUAUUCAAGACUUUCAACUGAGACAAUAUGUUGAACAGGUGAACAAUUGCAGAACUGGUCUUCAGCCAAUAUUAAGGAGGGCGUACUGGCUGGAAGCUGGCUCUGUCAACUUGGGGCUCAUCACUGCUGACAUCGCUUUAGCUGCAGAUCAUCCUUCAAAGCACGAAGUGCAGAGACAUUUCUUAGAAACGCAUGAUAACCGAACUAAGAGAUUGUGGUUUUUGUGGCCUGAUGACACUUUGAGGAAUAAGAGAAGCAAGAACAAGUGUGGCUGUCUUGGUGGUUGUCGAUUCUUUGGUGGCACGUUAACGGGACUAGAUUUUUUCAAACUUGAGGAGCUGACACCUUCAAGCAGCUCUGCUUUCUCAAGUACGAGUGCAGAAUCUGAUAUGUUUUAUGGGCAGUCUUUACUGCAGCCAGGAGAAUGGAUAAUUACUAAGGAGAUUCCUAAAAUUUUAGAUGGUAAAGCAAAUGGUGUAAAACGAAAAGAUUGGGAUUGCAGAUCUAUGGGAAUAGAAAUAGAAAGAAAAGCACAACAUCUAAGUCUACAAGUGCCGUUGCGCUCCCAUAGCUCCUCAUCGUCUUCGGAGGAAACAAGCAGUUCUAGUGCUGCACUCCCCUUGCUUGCAGGUGAGAAGGACAGCCCAUCGUCAACUAUGGAGGAUCACGUGGGACAGAAGGAGUUCUUGUCUGGUGCAAAAAGGGAAGAUGGUCAUGGAAGUGUUGCAGUUGAGGGGGCAGAGGGCAGCCCUGCCUCCCCUGGCAACCAGGAAAGGCCUGUUGGUCAGUCUCCCCUGAGGUCUCCACUGAAACGGCAAGCAUCUGUGUGCUCCACCCGGCUUGGGAGCACCAAGAGCCUCACGGCAGCCUUCUAUGGAGACAAGCAGCCUGUUCCAGUUGGUGUGCAGUUCAGCAGCGAUGUGUCUCGCAGUGAUGAGAAUGUCCUGGACUCCCCAAAGCAGAGGAGGAGCUUUGGUUCUUUUCCAUAUACUCCAUCUGCAGAUUCGAACUCAUUUCACCAGUAUCGUUCGAUGGAUUCCAGUAUGUCAAUGGCUGAUAGUGAAGCUUAUUUUUCUGCAGCAGAAGAGUUUGAGCCAAUAAGUAGUGAUGAGGGUCCAGGAACAUAUCCAGGGAGGAAGAAGAGAAAAAAGCAAGCUCAGAAAAUUGAAUAUAGUAGAGGGUCUAUUUAUCACAGUGUGGAAGGGCCCUUAACAAGCACAAUCCAUGGCGAAAUUAGUCAAGAUGUUAAAACGUUGCCACUUAAGACUCAUCCUUCACAGGCUUCAUUUGUUUCGGCUCUGGGAGGAGAAGAUGAGCAUGUUGAAAAUAUGUAUGUCAUGGAAUCUGAGAAGACUGUGGAAAGUGAGCAAAUAACUUCCCAGCAGCCUGUAAUGGCAUGUUACCAAAAUUAUCUUACACAGUUCCAGGUAAUCAACUGGUCAGUAAAGCAUCCAACUAACAAAAGAACUUCAAAAUCCUCAUUGCAUCGCCCUUUAGACCUUGACACACCGACGAGUGAAGAAAGUUCAUCAUCUUUUGAGCAACUUUCUGUCCCAACUUUUAAGAUUGUUAAACAGGGUCUCACAGCUAAUUCAUUACUGGACAGAGGCAUGCAGCUUACAGGAUCAACAUCUAAUACACCUUAUACUCCUUUGGAAAAGAAGUCUGCAGAAAAUACAGAUGAUGAAACAAUAACGGAAGAAUGGACGUUGGAUCAUCCCGUCUUCCAGACACGGACAACGGCAAUAGUAGAAGUAAAAGGAACUGUAGAUGUAGUUCUGACUCCUCUUGUAGCAGAGGCACUGGAUAGGUACAUAGAAGCAAUGGUGCAUUGCGCUAGCUCUCGACACCCAGCAGCAAUCGUUGAUGAUCUGCACUGCAAAGUUCUUCGAGAUGCUGUACAGAACAGCAAAACCAGCUUCUCAGAAAACUUAUCUUCAAAGCAGGAUAUUAGAGGAACAAAAAUAGACACUGCCACUACAGGAACAACAAACCAGGGACCAGCACAGACUAAUCUGUCACUUAAGCAAGAUAAUGUGACAAUUAAAGGUCUUCAGGCCAACGUUACUGUACCAAAGGUGAACCUGUGUUUACUACAAGCAUCUGUUGAUGAAUCCCCAGGGGUUUCGUCUGGCAAAACUGUGACUCACGUUUCAUUAGUAGCUUUGUGUUUUGAUAGAAUUGCCACGCAAGUUCGUAUGAAUAG